Paramuricea clavata is the source of this 1056-nucleotide messenger RNA. The record is from the annotation of a GenBank genome assembly. Lineage: Eukaryota; Metazoa; Cnidaria; Anthozoa; Malacalcyonacea; Plexauridae.
AUGCCAGAAGUAAGCGAAAUUGACAAGUGUAGAGCGAAGAGAAAAGUUGCGAAAGCUAGCGUGACAAGAAAUAUGAAUCGUGUCAGAGAGCUGAUCUCUAGCGAUGGAAGUGUUUCGAAAGUCCGACAGUUUGCCAAAGGUGUAGAAGAAGGUCGUACGAAAGCCCGUGACCUUACGAAAGAACUGGAAGAGCUUGAUCCAGCGUCAGUUGAGACUGAUGGUAGCUGGUUAGAAGAGGUAGAAUUUGAUGUCAACGAAGUCCUGGGAGAAGUUGCUGAAUAUUUAUUAAAGUCUGAGAGCCCAUCGCCAAACGAACAGUCUAGUAUUGCAUCACCAACUGCUCAGAAUAAUGAUGAAAAUACUGAAACUGUGAACGAUUCAAUGUCUGGGAAAAGAACUGGUCUGAAAGGUGUUGAAAUCCCAUCAUUCGAUGGAAAACCAAAUAAGUGGCCGUACUUUUGGGGAAUAUUUAGUUCUCUUGUGAGGGUCUCCCAGGGGUUUUUGGGGAACAAGGGAACACUGUAAAUUUUACAGUGGGAACACGGGAACAAAGGAAAACAAAAUUAGGGAAAAAGGGAACACGAAAUUUAUUGGGGAACAGGGGAACAAAGCCCCUUUCCUAGAAUAUAUACAAGUGGUACAAUGGCCUAAUGUAUUGUAGAUGAAAAAUAGGCAUAAUAUAUCGUUUUCUCCAAUUUGUCCAACCAUGCAGCUAGUGUACUUGUGGUAUACUGUUCUACGGGCUGCUUGAGGAUGAUAAGUGAAGUUUCUCCUCUAGUCAGAUUUUUGAGCAGCCAUCAUGACUUUUCUCGGUCACAUUUUGCUUGCACCUGAAAAAGCAGAUACCAACGGCAACGCCCUUCACAAUCGACGCAGCAAUCACCAGAAUCGAAGAGGUAUAUGACUUCGAUUAUCAGUACAUACAUAGAACAAGUCAAAGCCUUCCUUAGAACAAAUACCCACAGCCAAGGUCCGCAAGGAAACGUUUCUUCAGUCGUUGUGGAAGACGAAACAAGAAUCUUUGGGAGAAAUGCGAGGUCUGCUUCAAAAGUAUGA